This is a messenger RNA of Drosophila bipectinata, 1517 nucleotides long. RefSeq names its product FUS RNA binding protein cabeza (gene caz). The record is from RefSeq and is a predicted model, not a curated record. Gene Ontology annotation, molecular function: RNA binding; transcription coregulator activity. Gene Ontology annotation, biological process: regulation of DNA-templated transcription. Gene Ontology annotation, cellular component: nucleus. NCBI's taxonomy places the organism in Eukaryota, Metazoa, Arthropoda, Insecta, Diptera, Drosophilidae.
CACAUCUCUAACAUAUUUUCUCACGCCAUUUUUACAAUAAAAUUUUUGUACCCAAGUGACGCUAUAUUUCCUUAAGCGGCUUGUGCAUAAGGAGUAUUAAUACUCCUGUUAUUGUAUUCAUAAGAAAAAAAGACUGUUUUAGCAUUCGUUUGUGAUGGAUCGUGGCGGUUAUGGUGGUGGUGCCGGGCAAGGCUACAACAAUUUUGCUGUUCCCCCGCCAAACUAUCAGCAAAUGCCAAAUAAAUCUGGAAACUAUAACGAACCACCUCCGAACUACAGUAAGCAUGGAGGCGGUGGUUAUGAUUCCGGCCAUCGUGGUUCUUCUAAUAGUGGUGCAAGCGGCUCUUGGAACGAAAGGGGAGGAGAUUCAUAUGGAAAUGGAGGCGCCAGCAAGGACAGCUACAACAAAGGAUCCGGUGGAUACUCUGGCGGUGGUGGAGGCAGUGGCGGCGACAUGAUCACCCAAGAGGACACGAUUUUUGUAUGUGGCAUGGAUCCAUCAACAACAGAGCAGGAUAUUGAGACUCAUUUCGGAGCUAUUGGAAUAAUAAAGAAAGACAAACGCACAAUGAAGCCAAAGAUUUGGCUGUAUAAGAACAAGGAGACAGGAGCUUCCAAGGGCGAAGCCACUGUAACUUACGACGACACCAACGCGGCGCAAUCAGCAAUUGAAUGGUUUGACGGACGUGACUUUAACGGCUGCACCAUUAAAGUGUCUUUGGCUCAACGUCAAAACAACUGGAGCAAGGGAGGCGGUGGUCGCGGAGGAUUUGGUGGCCGUCGUGGCGGAGGAGGAGGCGGGGGCCGAUUCGAACGUGGGGGUGGUGGAGGCGGCGGCGGUGGAAAUCGAUUCGAUCGCAGCGGUGGUGGAGGAAGUGGAGCUGGCAAUGUUCAGCCUCGAGAUGGCGACUGGAAGUGCAACAGUUGCAACAACACUAACUUCGCUUGGCGUAAUGAAUGCAAUCGCUGCAAAACUCCUAAAGGCGACGAAGACGGCUCUGGUGGCGGUGGUGGAGGCGGAUUUGGAGGAGGAGGAGGUGGUGGUGGAUAUGGUGGCGACCGUAGCAACGAUCGUGGAUCUGGCGGGGGCGGAUAUCAAAGCAGGGACCGUGGUGGAAAUUCUGGAGGAGGCGGAGGUGGAGGCGGAGGUUACUCCCGCUACAACGACAACGGAGGAGGUGGUCGUGGGCGUGGAGGUGGUGCCGGUGGAAAUCGGCGCGAUGGGGGAGGACCGAUUCGAAGCGAUGGAGGCAUGCGUUCCAGACCCUAUUAAACGCUUUCGACAAGACGACAACUUUUCUUUCACAUUUACGUAUUAAUUGUAGCGAGUACUCUCUUUUAAAUUUACCACUCAGAGCAAAAAAGUAAGGCCUGCGCAUACUUUAUUUUAACUGAUUUCUCGUUAACACACGAUGGACGCGGUUAUCGCUCGUUUUGACUUAGACUAUACAUAUAUAUGUAAUCUAAUUUAAAAAGUAACUGUAAUAUGGUACAUAAAAAAUAAAAGCGUAUAUAGC